This is a messenger RNA of Protopolystoma xenopodis, 312 nucleotides long. The record is from the annotation of a GenBank genome assembly. NCBI's taxonomy places the organism in Eukaryota, Metazoa, Platyhelminthes, Monogenea, Polystomatidea, Polystomatidae.
AUGGUACCUCUCAAUGAUGAUGCCUACUACGAUGCUGGUGUGACGCCUGGGAAUGUACCAAGUCAAUGGUCUGAUGUUGGAGAUCCAGAAUAUUAUCACAGAGGCCUCAUGACUAGGUACGUUCCAAAAGGUCUCCCUGUUUCUCUGACCAAGUUGCGACAUGUUCGAACCAACGCCAACAAGACGUUUGUCAGAAUUUGCGCAAUCGGAGUGGGUGAGGGUUGUCAUCAAACUUUGAUGGCCGAGAACAGACAUAACUUUUCCUGUUCUAACUACUUUGAGAAAUCCCUGCUGUUUCCUUACAUAUAUUAA